AUGAGGACCCCGACCUCGGAAGACGUCGGACGAGAUGCGGAGGUGUUGGAUCCCUUCGAUCCCCCAGAUCGCGUGCAGCCUGCGGAAGCGCCGGAUCCGGUGGUGGAUCCGGCGGAUCCGGCGACCGGGGCGACCGGCCGCAAAAGAUGGGAUUUCAGAUCGCGGCUUCAAAAAGGCGACACGGAGCAACCUGUGGCGGAGCGGACGCGGUCAGCGAUGACCCCCAGCGCCAUGCUUGCGGCGGAGGAGAUGGAAGCUGAAAAAGGUGGCGAUAGCUUCAGCGAUGCCUUCGGUAGCGAGGACGACCUGCCGGUGAACAACUUGGAGGACGCGGAGCCGGAGGAGCCCAAAAAGGUGCCGCAACGAGGUUCCAAGUUGGAUCUUCGUGAAAAGGCGAAAGGUGCGCCGAAGCCCAAAGCGCACAGCUCGCCUUUGAGACGCCUUGGAAAAGAGUUGGGUCUCUCUCCACGCAGCGAAGAUGAGCGACCCAAGGCCAAAGACAUGCGCUCAGCGUCGCGCCUGGCGCGGAGCGUGAGCCGGAACCGCUUCGAUGAGCGGCUGCCGCUGCGGUCGGAAAAAGACGAGCGCUGGGAGUGGUCCCAG
Cladocopium goreaui is the source of this 603-nucleotide messenger RNA. The record is from the annotation of a GenBank genome assembly. Lineage: Eukaryota; Dinophyceae; Suessiales; Symbiodiniaceae.